AUGGCCUCUCAAGGACCUAUUUCCACAGCCUUGACCGAUCUGCUAGGCGUAAAGCAUCCGAUCAUGCUUGCCGGAAUGGACCAAGUUGCAGGACCGGAGCUGGCAGCCGCUGUCACAGCAGCUGGAGGCUUUGGCACUGUUGGCGGAGCCCGCUACACACCGAAAAUGCUUCGAGAAAUGCUGGCAGAACUGAAGUCAGAAUUGAAGAAACGAGGCUGUGAGAACGCACCUUUCGGCGUCGAUAUCCUCCUGCCGCAAGUCGGUGGCUCGGCAAGGAAAACGAAUUAUGACUAUACUCAUGGCCACCUCGACGAGUUAUUGGAUAUCAUCAUUGACAGUGGCGCGAGGCUUUUCGUUUCUGCUGUUGGUGUGCCGCCGAAAUCAGCUAUUGAAAAGCUUCAUAAAGCCAAUGUGCUU
Molecule: messenger RNA, 417 nt
Organism: Pseudocercospora fijiensis CIRAD86
Lineage: Eukaryota; Fungi; Ascomycota; Dothideomycetes; Mycosphaerellales; Mycosphaerellaceae
Exons: 1
Molecular function (GO): nitronate monooxygenase activity
Source: RefSeq, a predicted model, not a curated record